GAAGGUUUAACUCACCUGUGGUUACCAAAGAAACAGAAACAUUGCCAUCUAGUGGAGGAAAACUUCACAAACAAGGAAAUGAAGCUUAAACAAACUGAAACUAUUCUGACUUUGUUACCUGAACUCAGACGCCAUUAAAGCCGUGAAAAUCUCUGCUGGAAAAACAACGAUUUUUGGAAUAUUUUCAGCCUGUAGUUCAAGACAGAAGCUGGUGAGUCCUGAGACUGAAAGACUUUGGCUAGAAAUGGCUGAGAGAGCUGAUCUUCUUGAAUUCCUGAACUGUCACAUUUGUUCAGAGACUUUCAAUGAUCCUGUAACUCUGAGCUGCAACCACAACUUCUGUUCAAGCUGCCUGCAGAAGUUCUGGGAACAAACUCCGAACAAAAACUGUCCCAUCUGCAAAAGAAAAUCAUCUAAAGAUGUUCCUGGUGUGAACUUCAGCCUGAAGAAACUUGCUGACUCGUUUGCUGGAAGACAGAAAUCUGAAUCAUCAGAGACAAAAACAGGAGAGCAGAAGAUCAUGGAGGUCUGCAGGAAACAUUCAGGAGAAACCAAUCUGUUCUGUAAAGACGAGCAGAAAGCUUUUUGUUCUGUCUGUGAGUUUUCUCAGCACCAGAGUCACAAAGUGGUUCCUGUAGAAGAAGCAGUCAGAGAGCUGAAGGAGGAGCUGAAAUCUGACUUAGAGUCUCUGCAGGACAAGAGGAUGAAAUACAAAGAAGUGGAGGAAACGUACAAUCAGAUGAUUCAACACUCCAAGAAGCAGCUGCUGUCCACAGAGACACAGAUCAGAGCAGAGUUCAACAAGCUCCACCAGUUCCUGAAGGAGGAAGAGGAGUCCAGACUGGCAGCUCUGAGGGAGGAAGAGGAGCAGAAGAGGAAGGCUGUGAGCAGAGAGAUGAAGAGGAUCCAGGAGCAGAUGUCCUCUCUGUCAGAAAGUAUCAGUGCUGUUGAAGCAGAGCUGCAGAAAGACAAGGAGGCGUUCCUCAGCAGUUCUAAAGACACUCAGAGCAGAGCCAGAGCCCAGAGCUCGCGGUCAGACCCACAGCUGCUCUCAGGAGCUCUGAUAGAUGUGGCCAAACAUGUGGGCAACCUGUCCUUCAGAGUCUGGGAGAAGAUGAAGGAGAAGGUCCACUUCAGUCCCGUCCUCCUGGACCCAAACACUGCAAGCAGAUUCCUUUAUCUGUCUGAUGAUCUGACCAGUGUGAGACGAGGAGAAACUGCUCAGCAGCUUCCUGACAAUCCAGAGAGAAACGUGAAUUAUACUAAUGUUUUUGGUUCUGAAGGAUUCAGAUCAGGGAAACACAGCUGGGAGGUGGAGGUGGGAAAUCAUCCUCACUGGAACAUUGGUGUGGUUAAAGAGUCUGUUAACAGGAAGGGAGAGAGGUUUGCUUCUCCAGAAUAUGGAAUCUGGUGUUUAUUACACCAUAAUGGAAAAUACACAAACUGUGUUGGUCAGACUGUCACUGUGACCAAGAGUCUCCAGAAGAUCAGAGUCCAGCUGGACUAUGACAAGGGAGAGGUGUCCUUCUACAACCCUGAAGACAUGACUCACAUCUACACUCACAAAGACACUUUCACUGAGAAACUUUUACCAUAUUUUACUGUAUGUAACUCUAGAGAUGCAAAAACUUCUGAACUCCAAAUCUGUCCGACUGACUGAGAUGAUUUGACUCUUUUGUCAUAAAAAAAUAACAGAUUUUCUUUUCAUCACAAUGAUCA
Messenger RNA from Oryzias melastigma (Indian medaka), 1719 nucleotides. Its product is annotated as zinc-binding protein A33-like. Bases 245 to 1660 code for a protein of 471 amino acids. Gene Ontology annotation, molecular function: protein binding; zinc ion binding. The record is from RefSeq and is a predicted model, not a curated record. The transcript has a single exon. NCBI's taxonomy places the organism in Eukaryota, Metazoa, Chordata, Actinopteri, Beloniformes, Adrianichthyidae.